Messenger RNA from Jatropha curcas, 3719 nucleotides. It is a transcript of the gene HDG2, whose product is annotated as homeodomain GLABROUS 2. NCBI's taxonomy places the organism in Eukaryota, Viridiplantae, Streptophyta, Magnoliopsida, Malpighiales, Euphorbiaceae. Gene Ontology annotation, biological process: regulation of DNA-templated transcription. Gene Ontology annotation, molecular function: DNA binding; DNA-binding transcription factor activity, RNA polymerase II-specific; lipid binding. The record is from RefSeq and is a predicted model, not a curated record.
ACCUCUCAAUUACGCUCUGCAAUAACUCCUGGCUGCCACAUUUCCUUCCCUUCCCCAUCUCUUUCUCCUUCUUCUUCUUCUUCUCCCUCUCUUUCUUUCUUUCUUUCUUCCUUUCUUUCUUUCUUUCUUCUUCCUCUUCCUUGUUUUUGAUUUUUUUUUUCUGUUUUUUCAAUUUCUCUCUCCUUUUUUGUAUAUCUAAUUACCAUAAAAGCUUCAGCUCUUGCCAAACAAGCCUCCAAUCAGUCCCUCUGUAUUUGGUUGAUAAGAUUAUAGAGAGCCAAAGCAAGAAGGAAGACAGAAGGAAGAGACAGCGAAGCCAAAGUUGGAUUCUUGGGGAUCUUAGUUGGGCGUUACAUAUACAAGUAAAAUAAAAAUUGCAUUUGGGAGUUGGGUUUUUAUCUUUUUAGUGUCAAAAGGUCGUAUGGAAAAUUGUCAACCCUUAUCUUUCUUUUAUAUAUUUCUCUUACAUUUGUACGUAAGAACAGGUUAGACCUAAAGAAAAAAGAAAGAAAGAAAGAAAGAGAAAGAGAAAGAGAAAGAGAAAGAGAGAGAGAGAGAGAGAGAGAGAGAGAGAGACAGACAGACCCAUUUCAACGGCAAAGUCAGCUCUGUCAAAGAGAAUCUAUCAAAACCCUAUACUCUCUCUAAUCUAAUCUUCUCUCUCUAUAUAAAGCAAACUUCCAAACCCAACACACCACUUUUUAGCACAGUAAUAGAAGUGAGAGUUUGAGCUAUUAAGCUAUAUAAACAUAUUAUUAGGGUUCGUGGGUUUUGAAAUAUGCCUGCCGGUGUAAUGAUUCCGGCAAGAGACAUGCCGUCGAUGAUUGGGACUAAUGGGAAUGCUGGUGGGUUCGGAUCAUCUUCAGGGCUUACCCUCGCUCAGAUUGAAAAACAAUAAGCCUUCAAGAGUAUACUUAAAGAUCUGUAGAAAUGUUCCAGCCAAAUAUGAUGGAGAGUCAGCUUCAUCACCACUUGAACAUGACACAGAACACAUCAGAAAGCGAAUUAGCUCGACUUCGAGAUGACGAAUUCGACAGUACUAAUACAAAAUCCGGCAGCGACAACCAUGAAGGUGGUGCUUCCGGCGACGAUCAAGAUCCUCGUCCUAAUAAGAAGAAAAGAUACCAUCGCCAUACUCAACACCAGAUCCAAGAAAUGGAAGCUUUUUUCAAAGAGUGUCCACACCCAGAUGACAAGCAAAGGAAGGAACUUAGCCGUGAAUUAGGGUUAGAGCCAUUGCAAGUCAAAUUUUGGUUCCAAAACAAACGCACCCAAAUGAAGACACAGCAUGAGCGACAUGAAAACACGCAACUUCGAGCUGAGAAUGAAAAGCUUAGGGCUGAUAAUAUGAGAUAUAGGGAAGCUCUUAGUAAUGCCUCAUGUCCUAAUUGUGGAGGACCUACUGCUAUUGGUGAAAUGUCUUUUGAUGAACAUCAUUUGAGGCUUGAAAACGCCAGACUAAGAGAAGAGAUUGAUCGUAUUUCAGCCAUUGCUGCUAAAUAUGUUGGCAAGCCUGUAGUGAACUACCCUCUUUUAUCAGCACCAAUGCCUCCGCGGCCUCUUGAACUUGGCGUGGGUAAUUUUGGAGGGGAAAUGUAUGGAGCCGGAGACUUACUUAGAUCGAUAGGCGCACCUAGUGAGGCUGAUAAAUCUAUGAUCAUUGAGCUUGCAGUUGCAGCCAUGGAAGAACUCAUUAGAAUGGCUCAAAUGGGUGAACCAUUAUGGAUGAGUAGUCUUGAUGGAACAAAUUGUGUAAUAAAUGAAGAUGAAUAUAUUAGAAUAUUCCCUAGAGGAAUUGGACCGAAACCUACUGGUUUUAAAUGUGAAGCUUCUAGAGAAACUGCUGUUGUUAUCAUGAAUCACAUUAACCUGGUUGAGUAUCUAAUGGAUGUGAAUCAAUGGUCUAUUGUGUUUUCCGGCAUUGUCUCAAGAGCCAUGACUUUGGAAGUUUUAUCAACUGGAGUUGCGGGGAACUAUAAUGGAGCCUUACAAGUGAUGACGGCUGAAUUUCAACUACCUACACCGCUUGUUCCCACUCGAGAGAGUUACUAUGUAAGGUACUGUAAACAACAUGCAGAAGGGACUUGGGCUGUGGUAGAUGUUUCAUUAGACAAUUUACGCCCUAGUCCGGCAGCAAGAUGCCGGAGAAGGCCAUCUGGAUGCUUAAUUCAAGAAAUGCCUAAUGGAUACUCAAAGGUUACAUGGGUUGAACAUGUGGAAGUGGAUGAUAGAGGUGUUCAUAGUCUGUACAAGCAGUUAGUAAGCUCAGGCCACGCAUUUGGUGCAAAACGUUGGGUGGCUACACUUGAUAGGCAAUGCGAAAGGCUGGCAAGUGCAAUGGCAACAAAUAUUCCGACAGGCGAUGUUGGCGUUAUAACUAAUCAAGAAGGAAGGAAGAGUAUGCUGAAACUGGCAGAGAGGAUGGUGAUAAGCUUCUGCGCAGGAGUGAGUGCCUCUACUGCUCAUACAUGGACGACACUGUCCGGAACUGGAGCUGAUGAUGUUAGGGUUAUGACUCGAAAGAGCGUAGAUGAUCCAGGGAGACCUCCUGGCAUUGUGCUUAGUGCUGCUACUUCUUUCUGGCUUCCAGUUCCUCCAAAGAGGGUUUUUGAUUUUCUCCGCGAUGAGAACUCGCGAAGUGAGCUUUAUUACUCAUACUUACAGUGGGAUAUCCUAUCAAAUGGUGGAGUUGUUCAAGAAAUGGCGCAUAUUGCUAAUGGCAGGGAUACUGGCAAUUGUGUGUCUCUUCUUCGAGUAAAUAGUGCAAAUUCAAGCCAAAGCAACAUGCUUAUUUUGCAAGAGAGUUGCACUGAUCCAACAGCCUCUUUCGUCAUCUAUGCUCCUGUCGAUAUUGUUGCAAUGAAUGUUGUACUUAAUGGUGGAGAUCCAGAUUAUGUAGCUCUUCUUCCUUCUGGGUUUGCUAUUCUUCCCGAUGGAACCACCACACACGAUGGAGGAGGCAUUGGCGAACCCGCUUCACCUGGUGGAUCUCUUCUAACUGUUGCAUUUCAGAUUUUAGUUGAUUCGGUUCCUACAGCAAAACUUUCUCUUGGGUCAGUUGCAACUGUCAACAAUCUGAUCGCGUGCACUGUUGAGAGGAUUAAGGCAGCAUUAUCAUGCGAGACCGCAUGAACUACCAUGAAACGUUAAUUAUAGUUAGCGAUUGAAGAAGGAAGAAAAAGAGGAAAUAUAUGAAAAGAAGAUGCGAUUUUGGAUAAUAGAAGAUGGAGAGAGAAGUCAAGAGCGCACCUUACAUGAUCCUUUUCAUGCUCAUGGGAUUUUGUUUAGGGUUUAAGAAAAAGAGAGAAGCUAAACAAAUUUCAUGAGAGAUUGAAAUGGAUUACAGGUUCGGGUAUUGACUUCCCCAAAAGUUUUAAAAAGGAAAAGAACCCAUUAGAGGAGACAACCUUGUUGUACAAGGUUGAACUAUCCCUUUCUCCUACUUGAAACAAUAUUUUUAGGAAGCUAGCUAGGGUUUUGUUGUGCAAGAUGGGGAUUUUUUUUUUUUGGCUUUAAAUUAGUACUGUAACUAACCUGUGUCCUCUUUUUUCCUUCUUCUAUUGUUGUGUGUUUUAGAAGCAUAAAUAGGUGGAAAAAGCUCACACCUAUUGGCUAUUGGCAGACAUUUGCUACCCUUUUUUUCCCAUCUUAAGAGCUUUUGGACUAGACUACUUUUGUUAUAUGCUUUCUCUCUUUUCGGUAAUAUUUAUUAAUUUGCA